CCUUGUUUCCCUGUUCCCUUGUUCUCCUUUUCUCCUUGUUUCCCUCCUCCCUUUAUGUCGCUGUUCUUCUUGUUCGUUUGUUCCGCUGUUCCCCUGUUCCCCUUAUUCCCCUGUUUCCCUUGUUCCCCUUGUUGUCCUGUUGUCCUGUUCCCCUAUUCUUUUUGUCCUUAUUUUCUUGUUCCCUUCUUUCCCCUGUUCCUCUGUUCCCCUAGCUCUCCUUGUUUUCCUUGUUCCCCUAUUUCCCUUGUUUACCUUGUUCCUCUUAUUUCCCUGUUUCUCUUGUUCCUUUUUGUUCCCCUUGUUUCCCUUGGUCCCCUGUUACCCUGUUCCCCUUGUUCCCCUCUUCCCUUUUUUCCCUGUGAUGUCUUGUUUCCCCGUUCCCUUGUUGCCCGUGUUGCCUUGUUGCUCGUGUUCCCCUCAUCCCAUAUUCUUCUCUUCCCCUUGUUUCCCUCUUUUCCCUGUUUCCCUUAUCCCCCUUUUCUCUUAUUCCCUUAUUCCCCUGCAUCCCUUGUUCCCCUUGCUACCCUGUCCCCUGGUUUCUCUUGUUACCCUGUUCCUUUAGUCCCCCUUUUCUCUUUGUUCCCCUGUUCCCCCUGUUGCCUUCUUCCCCUUGUUCCCCUAUUUCCCUGUUCCUCUUGUUCCCCCUGUUUCCCCUUUCCCCUUGUUGCCCUGUUUCCCCUGUUGCCCUAUUCCCUUGUUCCCCUAUUCUCCAGUUCCCAUGUUCCCUUUGUUUGGCGGUUCCCCUUUUCUCCCUUGUUUACCUUGUUCCCAUUGUUGCCCUGUUCUCCUUGUUCCCCUGUUUUAUUUGUUCGCCUGUUCCCUACCUUUUUCCCCCUGUUGCCUUGUUCUCAUUAUUUCCCUGUUCCCAGUGUUUCCCUGUUUUUAUUUGUUCGCCUGUUCCGUACCUUUUUCCCCCUGUUGCCUUGUUCUCAUUAUUUCCCUGUUUCCCUUGUUUCCUUGUUUUCCUCUUCCCCUUGUUCCACUGUUUUUCUUGUCCCUCUUGUUUCCCUUUUUCCCUUGUUUCCCUUGUUACCCUGUUUCCCUUGUGUUCUAGCUUCCCUAUUCCCUUGUUCUCCUUUUUCCUCUUCGUCCCCUGCUCCCCUUGUUUACCUUGCUUCCCUCGUUCCCCUGUUCCCUUUUUCCCUUGUUUCCCG
Molecule: messenger RNA, 1154 nt
Organism: Porites evermanni
Lineage: Eukaryota; Metazoa; Cnidaria; Anthozoa; Scleractinia; Poritidae
Source: the annotation of a GenBank genome assembly